Messenger RNA from Solea senegalensis (Senegalese sole), 1186 nucleotides. RefSeq names its product P2X purinoceptor 4-like. The record is from RefSeq and is a predicted model, not a curated record. The coding region runs from base 55 to 1098 and encodes 347 amino acids. Gene Ontology annotation, molecular function: extracellularly ATP-gated monoatomic cation channel activity; ATP binding; purinergic nucleotide receptor activity. The transcript is spliced from 10 exons. Gene Ontology annotation, biological process: response to ATP; monoatomic cation transmembrane transport. Gene Ontology annotation, cellular component: nuclear inner membrane; plasma membrane. Lineage: Eukaryota; Metazoa; Chordata; Actinopteri; Pleuronectiformes; Soleidae.
UCCCUCUCGCCCAGACUAGACGCUCAUCGGCCCCCAGAGGAGAGCGGUGCAGCGAUGGGCUGCUGUCAGGACUGUCUGCAUUAUGUGUUUGAUUAUGAAACACCAAGAACGCUGGUUAUCCCCCACAUCGGGGUGGGAUGUGUGUUCAGGUUCACACAGAUCCUGGUCGUGCUCUAUGUAGUGGGGUAUGUGUGUGUGGUGCAGAAAGCCUAUCAGGAGAAAGACUCUGUCAUCAGCAGCGUCACCAGCAAAGUCAAAGGUUUUGCCCUCACCAACGUAUCUGACAUGGAGCCUCAACUUUGGGACGUGGCUGACUAUGUCAUCCCUCCUCAGGGGGAAGGUUCCUUCUUUGUGUUGACAAACAUGGUCGUGACCCCAAAGCAAAGACAGUGGCGUUGUCCUGAGCUUCCAAGUCCGUCAACGACAUGUGUGGAUGACUGUGACUGUAUUGUGGGACACAGUGAUCCUCGGGGCAGUGGUAUACAAACAGGCCUGUGUGUCAACUAUUCUUCCACUCUCCAGACAUGUGAGGUGUUCUCAUGGUGCCCGCUCGAAUUAGACACUAAGCUGCCCGAGCGUCCAUUGUUGGCUGCAGCAGAAAACUUCACUGUGCUGAUUAAAAACAGCAUAACAUACCCAAAGUUCAAGGUUCACAGAAGAAACAUAAUGCCACAAAUCAACUCCUCGUACCUGAAGAGGUGUGAGUUCAAUCACGUCACAGAUCCUUACUGUCCCAUAUUCCGCCUCAAACACAUCGUCUCAGAGGCUGGAGAGGAGUUCCAAGACCUGGCUGUGAUGGGUGGAGUCAUUGGUAUUAUUAUAGACUGGAGUUGUGACCUGGACUGGUGGGCGGGGAAGUGUAAGCCCAAGUAUACUUUCCGUCGUCUGGACAACAAACACCCCAACAGAAACGCGGCCCCCGGAUACAACUUCAGGUUUGCCAAGUAUUACAAAACCUCAGCUGGAGAAGAAACCAGGACCUUAAUCAAAGCAUAUGGGAUCCGCUUUGACGUCAUUGUAUUUGGAACAGUGAGGAUUAAAUCUGUGUUCUUUACGAAUGUCCUGAUCAGAGUGUCUGUGUUAUUAUGUCUGUGUUGACGACACCCCAUGGUGACACUUUCAUCACACAGGCUGGGAAGUUUGGAAUUGUACCCACGAUAGUCAACGUGGGUGCAGCGUUGACGUU